AUGGCUGAUGGGAUGGAUAUUCUUCAAACACUGGUUAUUGACAACGGAACUCGAAUGACCAAGGCUGGCUUUGCUGGGGAUGAUUCUCCGAGGGCUGUUAUCAGAAGUAUAGUUGGAAGUCCUCGUCAUUCCAGAAUGGAACUAAAGAAUACCUAUGUUGGUGAUGAAGCUCUGGUAUUAAGGGGUUUAUUGGUUCUGAAAUAUCCCAUUGCACAGCGCAUUGUAAGAAACUGGGAUGCUAUGGAGAAGCUCUGGCAUCACACAUUUUACAAUGAAUUUGGUGUCGCUCCUGAGGAGCAUCCCAUUCUUCUGACUGAGGCACCAUUUAACCCCAAGGCAAACCGAGAGAAAACGACUCAAAUCAUGUUUGAGACAUUCAAUGUUCCAGCUAUGUAUGUUGCAAGCCAGGCCGUUCUUUCUCUGUUAGCUAAUGGUCGUACAACUGGUGUUGUGCUUGAUUCGGGUUAUUGUGUGACACACGCUGUCCCUGUCUAUGAAGGACAUGUAUUUCCCCAUGCUAUCUCACGGUUAGAUCUUGGUGGUCUUGAUCUUACAUGGUAUCUCGUCAAGUUUGUCACGGAUGGUCUUAAUGUAUUUAAUGGUUGGGAAAGAGAUAUAGAUAUAUUUCGUGAUAUGAAGGAGACGAUUGCUUAUGUUGCACUGGAUUAUGAACAAGAGAUUGAGAAGGCAAAUUUUUUCUCAAAAUCAAUUGAGAAGGGCUAUAAGCUUCCUGAUGGAGAAGUAGUUAAUAUUGGUGCUGAGACAUUCCGUUGCCCUGAAGUCCUCUUUCAACCAUCAUUGGUUGAAAUGGAAGCGACAGGAAUUCAUGACAAAGCCUACAACUCAAUCAUGAGAUGCGAUGAUGAUAUUAGGAAAGAUUUAUUUGCAAACAUUGUGCUUAGUGGUGGCUCAACUAUGUUCCCUGGCAUAGCAGAACGUAUGAGAAAGGAAAUCACUGCACUUGCUCCGAGCCACACGAAAAUCAAGGUGAUUGCACCACCUGAGAGGAAGUAUAGCACCUGGAUAGGAGGAUCAGUUCUAGCCUCCCUCAGUACUUUCCAAAAAAUGUGUAUAGUGAAGGCUGAGUAUGAUGAAAUGGGUCCUUCAAUUAUCAACAGGGUGUGCUUCUAA
This is a messenger RNA of Solanum verrucosum, 1131 nucleotides long. RefSeq names its product actin-104-like. Lineage: Eukaryota; Viridiplantae; Streptophyta; Magnoliopsida; Solanales; Solanaceae. The coding region runs from base 1 to 1131 and encodes 376 amino acids. The transcript is spliced from 4 exons. The record is from RefSeq and is a predicted model, not a curated record.